Molecule: messenger RNA, 1598 nt
Organism: Melanotaenia boesemani (Boeseman's rainbowfish)
Lineage: Eukaryota; Metazoa; Chordata; Actinopteri; Atheriniformes; Melanotaeniidae
Gene: oprd1b
Product: opioid receptor, delta 1b
Exons: 3
Coding region: 214-1341 (375 amino acids)
Biological process (GO): G protein-coupled opioid receptor signaling pathway; neuropeptide signaling pathway
Cellular component (GO): neuron projection; membrane
Molecular function (GO): G protein-coupled enkephalin receptor activity; neuropeptide binding
Source: RefSeq, a predicted model, not a curated record
GCGCCUUGUGAACCAAUGCGCUUAGACAAAGGGAGCGCGCAAAAAUACGCGCGCACUGACACACGUACAGUGCGAGGGACCAAGACAGAGGAGCUCAAACAUCCUUUGGGUGCCGUAUCACCAAUUUGACGUAUAGUUUUCGUGCGCUCCAGACGCCCUGCCUCGGAUAUCUUUAUCUUUUCUUUGCGUUAAAACCCAACCCGAAUUGUUGCAAUGGAGUUCCCCACUGUUCCCCAAGACGACAUAACCGAGCGCUUCUUAUUCUCCGCGACUCCUUCCAAUGUGACGUUCUCAGAGGAUCUGCUGAUUGUGCCUUCAAGAAGCAACGAAACUAGCGAGGUUCCAGCCAGAAACACUACUGGGCUCAUCAUAGCCGUUUGCAUCACGGCUCUGUACUCUCUCAUUUGUGUGGUGGGACUACUGGGAAACGUGCUUGUAAUGUACGGAGUGCUCAGGUACACUAAGAUGAAGACAGCCACCAACAUCUACAUCUUCAACCUGGCUCUGGCCGACGCUCUGGCCACCAGCACCCUCCCCUUCCAGAGUGCCAAGUACCUGAUGAACACGUGGCCCUUUGGCGAGCUGUUGUGUAAAGUGGUUAUCGCCAUCGACUACUACAACAUGUUUACCAGCAUCUUCACACUCACCAUGAUGAGUGUGGACCGCUACAUCGCUGUUUGUCAUCCUGUGAAGGCCCUGGACUUUCGCACGCCUGCCAAAGCCAAGCUCAUCAACAUUUGCAUCUGGAUACUCUCGUCUGCUGUUGGAGUGCCAGUGAUGGUCAUGGCUGUUACCAAGGUGACAGAUAAAGGAAACACUGCCUGCACACUUAGUUUUCCUAAUCCAGAAUGGUAUUGGGAUACAGUAACAAAGAUCUGCGUUUUCAUCUUUGCCUUCGUGGUGCCUGUCCUCAUCAUCACAGUCUGCUACGGUCUGAUGAUCCUGCGUUUAAAAAGUGUCCGUCUCCUGUCUGGCUCCAAAGAGAAAGACAGGAACCUGCGGCGGAUCACAUGCAUGGUCCUGGUGGUCGUUGCAGCUUUUGUCCUCUGCUGGACCCCAAUUCACAUCUUCAUCAUCGUCAAGACCAUGGUAAACAUUGACCACAAAAACCUGUUGGUGAUGGCUAGCUGGCAUCUGUGUAUUGCUCUGGGUUACACUAACAGUAGUCUGAACCCUGUGCUGUACGCCUUUUUGGAUGAAAACUUCAAGAGGUGCUUCAGGGAUUUCUGCCUGCCCUAUCGCUCCCGUUCAGAGCAAAGCAGCUUCUCCAGAGCACGCAACAGUGCAAAGGAGCCUGCAUCUGUUUGUGCGCCUGCAGCAGCACAGAGAAUGACUGCCUGACUAAGCAUUAAUCAUCCAGAGGUGGAAACAUCCCAGAAUGAACUCCAGAGUGAUGGUGCCACACAAUUCUCCACCACAGAAGUCUGAGUCCACAGAUGAAGACUUUUGACUUGCAGUGUGUUGUAGGUUUAUAUAACGAAUCCUCUUUGUUCCGCUUGUUAAACGCAGUUAUUGAAGGAUCGUCUUUUUGUAUGAUCGCUAACUUAAGACAAAAUAUACAUAUAUUCGAGAGGUGUACAUAAUAGAUUAUUAUUAUU